Molecule: messenger RNA, 1293 nt
Organism: Lachancea sp. 'fantastica'
Lineage: Eukaryota; Fungi; Ascomycota; Saccharomycetes; Saccharomycetales; Saccharomycetaceae
Source: the annotation of a GenBank genome assembly
AUGGAGGAAACCGGAAUCCUGAAUGCCCCUGUAACGACAACAAACGAAAGAGCUGGAAGUGAAGGAGUAAUGAGUGGGUCCUACGGUUCGCUUAUAGCUCAACUCAACAGUAACAAUAGUACCAUAAGCAAUGGUGGAACAGAUCCGUAUUUGAAACUGAAGCGCCUCGAAAAGGAGUUCGAACUUUUGAACCUUCAAGAGGACUAUAUAAAGGAUGAGCAACGCCACUUGAAAAGAGAACUUUUGAGAGCUCAAGAAGAAGUGAAGCGUAUUCAAUCGGUUCCGCUUGUGAUUGGACAGUUUUUGGAACCUAUAGAUGAAAACACAGGGAUUGUUUCGAGCACAACAGGGAUGAGUUAUGUGGUGAGGAUUUUGUCCACACUUGACCGUGAGCUUCUCAAGCCAUCGACAUCAGUCGCUUUGCAUCGCCAUUCUAACGCAUUAGUGGAUAUUCUACCUCCGGAUUCUGACUCUAGCAUAUCUAUCAUGGGAGCAAAUGAAAAACCAGACGUUACGUAUGCUGACGUUGGUGGUUUAGACAUGCAAAAACAAGAGAUCAGAGAAGCAGUGGAGCUGCCAUUAGUGCAGGCCGACUUAUACCAGCAGAUUGGUAUCGAUCCACCCAGAGGUGUACUUUUGUAUGGUCCUCCAGGUACAGGUAAGACAAUGUUGGUCAAGGCAGUGGCAAACAGCACAAACGCGGCUUUCAUCAGAGUAAACGGUUCGGAAUUUGUUCAUAAAUACCUUGGUGAGGGUCCAAGAAUGGUACGUGACGUUUUCAGGCUGGCUAGAGAGAACGCUCCUUCUAUCAUAUUCAUUGACGAGGUGGACUCCAUUGCUACAAAACGUUUCGACGCUCAGACGGGUUCAGAUCGUGAAGUACAGCGUAUCUUGAUUGAACUGCUCACACAAAUGGACGGCUUUGAUCAAAGUGUAAACGUCAAAGUAAUCAUGGCCACUAAUAGAGCAGACACCCUGGACCCCGCUCUGUUAAGACCCGGUAGAUUGGAUAGGAAGAUAGAGUUCCCGUCUUUGAGAGACAGACGUGAGCGUCGUUUGAUUUUUGGUACUGUGGCUGCCAAGAUGGCUUUGGCGCCUGAAGUUGAUUUGGAUUCUUUGAUCAUAAGAAAUGACCCUCUUUCAGGUGCACUAAUCGCAGCUAUAAUGCAAGAAGCGGGUCUACGCGCUGUCAGAAAGAACAGAUACGUCAUUCUGCAAAGUGACUUGGAGGAAGCUUACGCAGCUCAAGUGAAAUCAAGCAGCGACGUUGAUAAGUUUGAAUUCUACAAGUAG